This is a messenger RNA of Euleptes europaea (tarantolino), 1230 nucleotides long. RefSeq names its product zinc finger protein 420-like. NCBI's taxonomy places the organism in Eukaryota, Metazoa, Chordata, Lepidosauria, Squamata, Sphaerodactylidae. Gene Ontology annotation, biological process: negative regulation of transcription by RNA polymerase II. The record is from RefSeq and is a predicted model, not a curated record. The annotation marks the transcript as partial. Gene Ontology annotation, molecular function: DNA-binding transcription repressor activity, RNA polymerase II-specific. The transcript has 5 exons.
AUGCAGCCAGCUCAGGAGGUGGCUGUGUACUUCACCCAGGGGGAGUGGGCCCUGCUGCGCCCCGCGCAGAGAGCUCUCUACAAGGAAGUCAUGCUGGAGAAUUUUGGCAACGUAGCCUCUUUGGGACCUCAGAUUGCCAAACCUGACCUCAUCUCCUGGCUAGAGGAACAGGAAGAACUGUUUCUCAUGAUCGCUGAUGAAGAGGAGGGAUUGGCAGGUGAAAAGCCAUAUAAAUGCCUGGAGUGUGGUAAAAGCUUCAGUCAGAGUAACCAUCUAGCUUCCCAUCAAAGAAUUCACACGGGGGAGAAACCAUAUAAAUGCCUGGAGUGUGGGGAAAGCUUCAGUCAUAAUGACAGUCUUACUUCCCAUCAAAGAAUUCAUACACGGGAGAAACCAUAUAGAUGCCUGGUGUGUGGGAAAAGAUUCAGUCGGCAUUCACAGCUUACAGUCCAUCAAAGAAUUCACACAGGGGAGAAACCAUAUAAAUGCCUGGAGUGUGGGAAAAACGUCAGUCAAAGAGCACAGCUUACUUCCCAUCAAAGAACUCACUCAGGGGAGAAACCAUAUAAAUGCAUGGAGUGUGGGAAAGAAUGUGGAAAAAGCUUCAGACAUCGUAACAAUCUUGCCUCCCAUGAAAGAAUUCACACUGGGGAGAAACCAUAUAGAUGCCUGGAGUGUGGAGAAAGGUUCCGUCUGAGUUCACAGUUUACAGUCCAUCAGAGAAUUCACACAGGGGAGAAACCAUAUAAAUGCCUGGAGUGUGGGAAAAGCUUCAUUCGAAGUGACAUGCUUACCUCCCAUCAAAGAAUUCACACAGGGGAAAAAUCAUAUGGAUGCCUGGAGUGUGGGAAAAGAUUCCUUCGGAGUUCGUACCUUAGAGUCCAUCAAAGAAUUCACACAGGUGACAAACCAUAUAAAUGCCCUGUGUGUGGGAAAAGCUUCAGUCAUAACAUUCUUGCUUCCCAUCAAAGAAUUCACACUGGUGAGAAGCCACAUAAAUGCCUGGAGUGUGGUAAAAGAUUCUGUCGGAGUGACACCCUUACUUCCCAUCAAAGAAUUCAUAUGGGCGAGAAGCCAUAUAUAUGCCAGGAGUGUGGGAAAAGAUUUAGUCAGAGUUCACAGCUUACAGUCCAUCAAAGAAUUCACAGAGGGGAGAAACCAUAUAAAUGCCAGGAGUGUGGGAAAAGAUUUGGUCAGAGUUCACAGCUUAUAGUCCAUCAAAGAAUUCAC